CUGUGAAUGUGUGUUUGUGUGGGGUUUAAAUGUGACGGAUAUGCAGUGUGGAGAACUGGUGCAGACUGGUUGAUUCUGCUGCUGUGCGCGCGGCACUGAAUGUACCAUAAUAAUGAGAUGAGCGGGGACCCUUACGUGUUCAUUAAGCCCUCUCGGGUAAAUGAUUAGUAACUUGUCCUUUUGUACCGAUACUUUUUCCGCUUUGACACAACAGUAUCAUCAGAGACCUCCAAUGGUUUCCUGCCUGAGCGGUGUUAAUCUGGACAGAACCACGAAGACGUGACAGGACACCGGAUUGCGUUCACAGGGAAUAUUUCCAGCCCGUCCCUGUAAAUCGCGUUGUGCUCGCAGUUUACGUGUCAUUGGAAAAUAAAGCCUUUGUCGUUUACAUAUCGUGACCCGGCAUAGAAACACAAUGGCGUGACGUCUCCCAUGCGAACGGACAGUCCCCAUUACUGCAAGGACAAGUGGAUGAAAUGUGUUUCAGAUUCUCAGGAAUUAAAGUGGUGAUGGAUGACGUUUGAUGACGUUUAUAUGAGACAUUGACAUGUUGACAUCAAAGCCUGUGUAAGGCUUGAACGAAAGAUCUGUAGGACAGGCAAAGCACAAGAACAAAGUGCUUGUGACUUGAAUAGUUGGUGUGAUGAAUGGAAGGAAUGUGAUUGUCUUGUGAAGAAUGUUUACCCUCACAGAAGUUGCCUCUCUAAAUGACAUCCAGCCAACUUAUCGGAUACUGAAACCAUGGUGGGACGUCUUUAUGGAUUACCUGGGUGUGGUCAUGCUUAUGCUGGCCAUAUUUGCCGGGACCAUGCAGUUAACCAAAGAUCAGGUGGUUUGUCUUCCUGUUCUGGAAUCGCUGGAGGACCGAACCCCUGUGCCCACGGAAAGGACACCAGAGAAAGCUCUUGGCUCAGGGACAGGAGGAGGCCAUGUGACAUUAGCAGCUGCACCUAUCGCAAGCAAAGAACAAACCGACAGUGUUGUCCAACGCUUCCCACAGUCGUCUGCUGUCAGGCAACCUCAGCCUACGGGUUUACGAACAAAUCUGGAUUUUCAGCAGUAUGUAUUUGUUAAUCAGAUGUGCUACCAUGUUGCACUCCCAUGGUAUUCAAAGUACUUUCCAUAUCUAGCUCUCAUUCACACUAUUGUUCUUAUGGUAAGCAGUAACUUUUGGUUCAAGUAUCCAAAGACCAGUUCCAAAAUUGAGCAUUUUGUGUCUAUUUUGGGGAAGUGUUUUGAGUCCCCUUGGACAACCAAGGCAUUGUCUGAGACAGCCUGUGAAGACUCAGAAGAGAAUAAGCAGAGAUUGACUGGAGCCUCCACAUUACCAAAGCAUUUUUCAACCAGCAGUGAAGAGGGAAGUCCAAAUCAGUCCACACCCAUGCUUGUAAAAUCUAGCAUUAAGUUUUCUACAGAGAAGCCAGUCAUCGAAGUUCCAAGCAUGACUAUACUUGAUAAGAAAGAUGGAGAGCAAGCUAAAGCACUUUUUGAGAAAGUGAGGAAAUUCCGCACACAUGUCGAAGAUAGUGACUUGAUCUACAAACUUUAUGUUGCUCAGACUAUAAUUAAAACUGUCAAAUUCAUUCUGAUUCUGUGUUACACCAUGACCUUUGUCACCUCCAUUAAAUUCGACCAUGAUUGUGAGCCAGAGAUUAAGCAUUUAACUGGAUACUCCAAAUUUAAGUGCACCCACAACAUGGCUUUCAUGUUGAAAAAGCUUCUCGUUAGCUACAUUGUCCUCAUUUUUGUUUAUGGCUUGGUUUGCAUUUACACUCUUUUUUGGCUGUUUAGACGGCCUCUUAAGGAGUAUUCCUUUGAAAAAGUUCGAGAAGAAAGCAGUUUUAGUGAUAUCCCAGAUGUGAAGAAUGACUUUGCUUUCCUCCUCCACAUGGUGGACCAGUAUGACCAGUUGUACUCGAAACGUUUUGGUGUCUUUCUCUCAGAGGUAAGUGAGAACAAACUGCGGGAAAUAAGCUUAAACCACGAGUGGACCUUUGAGAAACUACGGCAACACGUGACUCGUAAUGCACAGGAUAAGCUUGAGCUGCAUCUUUUCAUGCUCUCAGGUGUUCCUGAUGUUGUCUUUGAGCUGACUGAUUUAGAGGUCCUGAAAUUAGAACUCAUUCCAGAAGCACGUAUCACAGCAAAAAUUUCCCAGAUGAUCAAUCUUCACGAGUUGCACUUUUACCACUGCCCCGCCAAAGUCGAACAGACUGCAUUCAGUUUCCUCCGCGAUCACCUCCGGUGCCUUCACGUCAAGUUUACGGAUGUAGCAGAAAUUCCCACUUGGGUUUACAUGCUGAAGAACCUGAGAGAGCUCUACUUGGUGGGAAACUUGAACUCCGAGAAUAACAAAAUGAUAGGAUUAGAUUCCCUCAGGGACUUGAGGCAUCUAAAGAUCCUACAUCUGAAGAGCAACCUUACCAAGAUCCCAACUAACAUUACGGACUUAUCACCCCACCUGAUCAAACUUGUGGUUCACAACGAUGGUACUAAACUAUUGGUGUUAAAUAGUUUGAAAAAGAUGAUGAAUCUUGCUGAGCUGGAGCUGCACAAUUGUGAGCUGGAGAGGAUUCCGCAUGCAAUUUUUAGUUUGACCAACCUGCAGGAGUUGGACUUGAAAUCGAACAAUAUCCGUACCAUUGAAGAGGUCAUCAGCUUCCAGCACCUCAAAAGGCUUAACUGCCUCAAACUGUGGCACAAUAAAAUAAUUUCCAUUCCACUGUCCAUUAGUCACGUAAAAAACCUAGAGUUCCUCUAUCUGUCACAUAACAAACUUGAGACCUUGCCUACCACUCUAUUCAAUCUUCUCAAACUGAGAUACCUGGAUGUUAGUAACAACUCCAUCGUAGUGAUUCCUCCAGAGGUGGGGUUUCUCCAAAAUCUACAGCACUUUGCCAUCACUGGAAACAAGGUGGAAGUGGUGCCCAAGCAGCUGUUCAAAUGCACAAAGUUGCGUACCCUAUCCCUUGGACACAACUGCAUCUCGUCGCUACCAGAGAAAAUCGGACAGUUGCUGCAGCUGACUCAUCUUGAGCUGAAGGGGAACUGCCUGGAUCGCCUACCCGCACAGCUUGGCCAGUGCCGACUCUUGCGCCGAAAUGGUCUCAUUGUGGAGGACCACCUUUUUGAUUCACUGCCCCUAGAGGUCAAAGAGAGCAUAAGUCAGGAAAUCACUGCUACUUUUGCUAAUGGGGUGUGAUUGUGAAUCGGGAAGAAAUGUUUAGAC
Molecule: messenger RNA, 3229 nt
Organism: Rhinichthys klamathensis goyatoka
Lineage: Eukaryota; Metazoa; Chordata; Actinopteri; Cypriniformes; Leuciscidae
Gene: lrrc8db
Product: leucine rich repeat containing 8 VRAC subunit Db
Exons: 3
Coding region: 677-3202 (841 amino acids)
Molecular function (GO): protein binding
Source: RefSeq, a predicted model, not a curated record